Messenger RNA from Cornus florida, 1761 nucleotides. RefSeq lists its product as uncharacterized. Gene Ontology annotation, molecular function: protein dimerization activity. Lineage: Eukaryota; Viridiplantae; Streptophyta; Magnoliopsida; Cornales; Cornaceae. The record is from RefSeq and is a predicted model, not a curated record. The coding region runs from base 1 to 1761 and encodes 586 amino acids. The transcript is spliced from 2 exons.
AUGGUUAGACAAACUUCUGAACAAGUUUCAAAUAAUCGAUUAAGAUUGAAGGUCACAAUUGAUGUGGUCCGAUGGCUUACUUAUCAAGCUUGUGCUUUUAGAGGGCAUGAUGAAUCCCUUCAAUCAAGUAAUCGAGGCAAUUUCAUUGCAAUGGUAAAGGCUUUUGCGUCAUAUAAUGAUGAUGUCGCUAGAACUGUUCUUGAAAAUGCUCCAAAAAAUGCCAAGUAUACCUCGCCACAAAUUCAAAAGGAGAUUUUGCAUAUUGUUUCUAGAAAAGUGAGAAGUAAAAUUCGUGAAGAUAUCGGCGAUGCCAAGUUUUGUAUUCUUGUUGAUGAAGCUCGUGAUGAAUCUAAAAGAGAGCAAAUGGCUCUCGUUUUAAGAUACGUUGAUAAGGAUGGUUUUUUACAAGAACGUUUCUUUGAUCUUGUGCAUAUCAAAGAUACAACUUCAUUGAAUUUAAAAAAGGAUCUUUGUGCGGUUCUUUCUCACUAUAAUCUUGAUGUUCACAAUCUCCGAGGUCAAGGUUAUGAUGGUGCUAGCAAUAUGUGUGGUGAAUGGAAUGGUUUGCUAGCAUUAUUUCUUAAUGAUUGUCCUUAUGCAUAUUAUGUGCAUUGCUUAGCUCAUCGACUACAACUAGCAUUAGUUGCCGUAUCUAGAGAAGUAAUCGUUGUCCAUCAAUUCUUUUCAAACUUGAACUUCAUUAUCAAUAACAUCGGAGCUUCUUGCAAACAAACUGAUGAAUUACAUUCCGCUCAAGUUAUGGAAAUUGCCCAUUUGAUAGAUCUUACUGAACUUGAAACCAGUCGAGGAGCUAAUCAGAUUGUUCUUAACAACCUCAUUGAAGAUGGAUGUAAUUACAAGAUCCUGGGAGAUGCUGAUAAUGCUUUUAAUACUCUUACAUCAUUUCAGUUUGUGUUUAUUUUGCAUUUGAUAAAAGAUAUCAUGGGAAUCACUAAUAUCCUUUGUCAAACUUUGCAACAAAAAGAUCAAGACAUCGUAAAUGCUAUGCAAUUGGUUUCGAGUACAAAACAAAUCAUUCUAAAAUUGAUAGAAAAUGGUUGGAACAAGUUACUUGAUAUUGUUAAAACAUUUUGUGAGUGCCACAAUAUUGAUGUGCCUGAUUUGAGUGUUCCUUAUACCAAAAAAAUUAAAGGUCAGUCACGUCACCCACAAGAGAAUAUUACACUUGAGCACCACUAUCGGAUUGAUAUAUUUUAUGGCACAAUUGAUUCACAAUUGCAGGAGUUGAAUAACAGAUUUAGUGAAAAGGUAAUGAAACUUGUUACUCUCAGCUCAGUUUUGGAUCCUAGAGAUGGUUACAAGUUUUUUAACGUUGAAGACAUUUGCACACUUGUAGAUAAAUUUUAUCCUCAAGAUUUCACGGACCAAGAGAGGAUUAUGUUGACAUUCCAAUUGCAACAUUAUGAGGUUGAAAUGCCUGUUCAUUCAUAUUUGAAAAAUAUGUCAAUGAUUUCUAAACUAUGUAGAGGAUUAGUGGAAACAAAGAAGUCAAAAAUCUACUUUUUGAUUGAUAGGUUGAUUCGUCUUGUCUUGACUCUUCCCGUUUCCACGGCAACUACAGAAAGGGCAUUUUCAACUAUGAAACUUGUCAAAACACAACUGCGCAACAGGAUGGAGGAUGAGUUUCUUGCAGAUUACUUGAGUGUCAGUAUUGAAAAAGAAAUUGCUCAAACUUUUAGUACAGGUUCAAUUAUAGAUGAUUUUUCUUCUCUAAAAGAUCGUCGAGCUCAGCUUUUGUAG